UCACCAAAGCGUAUGACGUCUGCUUGUGUCGACCAAAAGUAAUGUGCCUAAUGAGUGCUUCGGGCAGUUUCUCGUAGUAUACGAAGAAAAAUUGGUGAAUCUGACUCUGCGUCACGUCGGCAAGUUCACGAACAGUAAUUAAGGACAAUGGAGUUUCCAGAUUUAGGCAAGCACUGCUCUGAAGUGAGUUGCAAUAGACUGGACUUCCUGCCAAUAAAAUGUGACGGUUGCAAGAAAAUAUACUGCAAGGAGCACUUCAAGUAUGCACAACACGGCUGCAGCGGGAGUGUGGACAUGCAGGUUCCCGUCUGCCCUCUGUGCAACUGCCCGGUACCCGGACGCAGGGGCGACCCACCAGACCGUGCCGUUAGCGAUCACCUUGAUCGUGACUGCCGAGCAGACAACUCAAAGAAGAAGGGGAACCGUUGCGCUGUCAAGGGCUGUAAGCAAAAGGAGUUGAUCCCACUGACAUGUGACCGGUGCAGACGCAACCACUGCCUCAGACAUCGACAUCCAGACGAUCACAACUGCUCGCCCGCGACCCGUGUCCCCACGUGCCCGCCUCAGAAGACCCGGACGUGUACCAUGGAAGAGGACGAGGCUUUGGCAUUAGCUCUACAACAGUCCCUGUACGAAAUGGACCAUCCACAACACAGGACAAGACAGGCCACGACUAGAACCGUCCAGAACAAUCGCCAUCAGGACAAGAACUGCACAGUGUCCUAGCACAUUUUUUAUUUUCUUUUACAAGAUUUGUAGCAAAGAAAUAUUUAUUUACAUUUCUACCACUUUUAUGCAUGUUUGAAUAGGCACGAUUGUAGUCCACGUACAUGGCUUGAAAGUUUAUUUUGGAGAGUAAAAACAUGUAAUAAAACACAUGUGUCCAUGA
Molecule: messenger RNA, 889 nt
Organism: Ornithodoros turicata
Lineage: Eukaryota; Metazoa; Arthropoda; Arachnida; Ixodida; Argasidae
Product: AN1-type zinc finger protein 2B-like
Exons: 7
Coding region: 148-726 (192 amino acids)
Biological process (GO): proteasome-mediated ubiquitin-dependent protein catabolic process; protein targeting to ER
Cellular component (GO): cytoplasm; endoplasmic reticulum
Molecular function (GO): zinc ion binding
Source: RefSeq, a predicted model, not a curated record